AUGCGAUUUAUUCUGACAAUAUUAUGUGGCCUCUUUGUUAUCUCCGCGCUAGGAGACCCGAUUAGAACAAAGAGAGAGCCUCCCGUGAGCUCGCAGUAUGGCGCACCACCAGCGUCGUCCUACGGAGUACCGGACGUAGGACCGUCCGAUUCUUACGGUCCACCACCUUCGAACUCGUACGGUGCACCAUCCCCUGACACGUAUGGUGCACCUCCGCCGCCAUCGUCGUCCUACGGCGCACCAUCCGGGCCUUCGUCGUCUUAUGGGGCUCCUCCCCCCUCGUCAUCGUACGGCGCGCCGUCCGGCGAUCACGGAUCCUUCGGGGGCGGUGAUCACGGUGGGGGAUCGUAUGAUCUCGGGGGCGGUGAUCACGGAGGGUUCGGAGGCGGCGGCGGCGGUGGCGGUGAUCACGGAGGGUACGGCGGCGGCGGCGGCGGCGGCGGCGGCGGCGGUCACGGCGGAGGAUUUGGCGGUGGUCACGGCGGAGGAUUUGGCGGUGACGAUCACGGGGGUGGAUCGUUCGACGAUCAUCACGGAUCGGGCGGAUACGGCGGAGGUGGCGGCGGCGGCGGUGGCGGCGGCGGCGGUUACGGCGGUGGUGGCGGUCACGGCGGCCACGGCGGCGAUGACAGCGGUUACGGCGGAGGUGGCGGUCACGGAGGCGGCGGCGGCGGCGGUUUCGGUGGCUCGCUUUCCGAUUCCUACGGGCCGCCCUCGGGAUCCUACGGCCCGCCGUCGCCACCCUCCGGAUCGUAUGGACCUCCGGCGCACGACCAUGGACCGAAGGGCGUGUGGAAGAAGAAGUUGGUAUGGAAGCCCGAGUGGAAGCAGAUCUGGAAAUCGGAAUCGAAACUGACCUGGAAGCAAGAGUGGAAGAAGGUACAGGUGCCGGUUUGGAAGGAGAUUCAAGUACCCGCGUGGAAGGAGGUCAAGGUUCCCGCUUGGAAGAAGGUCCAGAAGCCGGUCUGGAAGCAGAUUCAAGUGCCAGCUUGGAAAGAGGUCCAGGUGCCGGCUUGGAAGAAGGUAUGGAAACCCGUUUGGAAGGAAGUCCAAGUUCCCGUGUGGAAGGAAGUCCAGGUGCCCGAUUGGAAGAAGGUCUGGGUGCCGGAGUGGAUCAAAAUCGGCAUCCCGGGGGAGCAGAAUUUGGGCAAGGAUCAUCACGGUUGGCAGUACACCAGCCACGAUCUCUGGAAGAAGAAGCUGAUAUGGAAGCCGGUCUGGAAGAAGGUCUGGAGAACGGAAAAGAAGCAGAUUUGGGUGAGCGACAAGAAAUUAGAAUGGAAGGCCGAAUGGAAGCAGAUCUGGAAGUCGGAGAAGAAGCAAAUCUGGGUGACGGACAAGAAGCUAGUGUGGCAGGAAGAGUCGGUGCAAGUAUGGGUGCCGCAGAAGAAGCAGAUCUGGGUCACGCAGAAGAAGCAGGUGUGGAAAGACGAGUGGAAGAGCAAGUGGGUUCCGGUUUGGAAGGACGUGCAGGUACCAGCUUGGAAGAAGAUCUGGAAGCCCGUCUGGGAGAAAGUUUGGGUUCCCAUCGAGUCCCACCACGACGACGAUCAUCACGGUUACAAGUAGACCGUCGUCGAGAGUCACGUUUCAGCCGGCUCGAUCUUCCCUCUAUGCCUGUCUCGUGACAUCCGCGAAGGUCGGGAGGUCGACUCGGAAAAUUGUCGGAGGUUCGCGUCAAGCAACUCGGUCGGAUCUUAUAAUGCCUUGUGAUAAUGGAUUACUCGCCGGUAGAUUAUAUAGGUAUGUCUCGAAAGGAGAAAAGGGAAGACCGACUGCUGGACGUGGUACCGCACGAACAAGAGGAAAGCCUGUAACUAACAGUUAGAAAGCAUCGCAACUAUGAGAUAUGCACGAAAGUGAAUGAAGAAAAUUUUCAAUUGAUCAUCUCGACGACAGAGCGACUUGGGUGUCAUCCCAGUCGCCCGGUUAUUCGUCAAAUAUCGCACGACUAACCGGAAUAAUUGAUCAACGAGAUAUAAUCGUGAUGAAUGUGAAGAUAACGCUAUCUACAGUAUAUCACCCGAGAGAGCGAGACACUAAUACCUGAUCUUUAUCGAUUAAACUUAUAAUGACGCAGAGAUCACUUUCUAGAGAUUAUACGAUUUGCUAAAUCAAGCUUCGAAGCAGAUCAUCGCCAAGAAAAAUUACGUUUGUCAAUUAUUCAUUGGAAAUUAAUAUCGUAAUCCAUUUGUCAAUCGAGAGAUUAUUAAAUUAUUAAUUAAAUAUCAAUUUUAAAAACCCUUAAAUCUGUUUGUGCCUACGUCACAUUUAUAACAAAUUAUUUCAUCUGAGUUAUUCCAUUUCGGAAUGAAUCCCAGAAUGAAAGUUACACGGACAAGAAAAAAUAAUAUUUCCUUCUCGUUCAUCUUUUUCCAGUGUGGAUAAUCCAUAGCCUCUUACAAUUACUAUGGCUACGUAUUAAUAUUAUGUGUAAUUAAUACCUUACUUUGUAAAUAUCGUUUGAUUAUUGGGAUGUGUACAUGUGAACAUUUUUUUAUACGUAAUAAAUA
Vollenhovia emeryi is the source of this 2513-nucleotide messenger RNA. RefSeq lists its product as uncharacterized. The transcript is spliced from 3 exons. The coding region runs from base 1 to 1569 and encodes 522 amino acids. The record is from RefSeq and is a predicted model, not a curated record. NCBI's taxonomy places the organism in Eukaryota, Metazoa, Arthropoda, Insecta, Hymenoptera, Formicidae.